Molecule: messenger RNA, 1227 nt
Organism: Pseudocercospora fijiensis CIRAD86
Lineage: Eukaryota; Fungi; Ascomycota; Dothideomycetes; Mycosphaerellales; Mycosphaerellaceae
Exons: 9
Coding region: 1-1227 (408 amino acids)
Source: RefSeq, a predicted model, not a curated record
AUGCAGGGAUCGCCGCCAGAAGCUGCCGGGAACCGAGUGGUCACGGCAGCAUCCGGCAAGGCGCGACUUCAAUGCUGCAGCAUUCCCCGGCGCUCUGGCACACUUCGCAUUUCCCAGCCCCCCCCAUACCACCGCCACCACCACCACCACCACCACCACCACGACGCUCGCUCCCAUACCCCACCCCCGUGUCUCACACCCAACCUGGCCCGCAUUCCUGAAGCACGCGACGAACCAGGCCCCCGGGACUCGCAGGAGAACCUUGUUGAGCUCCGCUUCAGAAUGGCCACCGUCGAAGAUGCAGAUAUGCACUACGACGCCCACGGCCACGGGCCCGCGCCUGGAGAGACCGCAGAGCAGCACGCGGCACACGCCUACUUCGAACCCAUCCGGCAUUGGGGACUGGGCAGAAAACAGGAAGCCAUCCUCUUCUACGGCUUUGCUAUCCCCUCUGAUAGGUUCUUACGACAGGACGACUUCCCACGCAUUCACCGCCACCGCCACCGUCUGGCUCGUGUUAUGGGCGACUGCCUGGCUUCAGACCGCCGUGCUCAUGGUGCAGCGAGCAAGCUGGACGAGAGACGAAGCAAACCUGAAGGACCGGAAGCAGUAUCUCUACUUGUCUGUGAGAUUACAGAGACUGAUGAUUGUGCGUCGAUGAACUUUUGGCGGCCCGGCAAUCAAUGCGAUAAUAUGCCUGCCCACCUUCAUCCAAGCAUAUCAUAUUGGCUCGUUUUCCUGCUGUUCUUCAUCUUCAAUACCGUUGGCUGCGUCAUGAACGCCUACAACAACAUCACCUGGGAGUGUGAUCGCUUACAUUAUGAGGAGGGUGAGCCGGCCAUGAAGCAUACUCGACUUGCAAUUCUUGGUAUUCCAACUGUCACGGGCAGCUUUUUGGGCGCUGAAUCACGAUUUUUGAUACACUCUUCUAACGCAUGUACAUAUGGGUAUGACAGACCAAUGAUUGAAUGCUUAAUAAACAACUCGACUUUUUCCAGCUGUCCUGAAAAUCCAGAAGCUCUUUCCAGGGCCGCCCUAAGAAUUCCGACUGACCUGUUCAGGUCUGCUUCUGUAUCCCUCACACGACAGGCCUCGCUUCCUCUCACGCUCGCGUCGAAUCAACUAACAAACGGCCCAACCUUGUUCCGGCCUCGUCUCGUUUCAGCACAACUUGGGAAUCUUUAUUAUUCACUCGAAGUCCUCAAAUGCUAUUAUUAUCAUUACUAA